Messenger RNA from Verticillium alfalfae VaMs.102, 593 nucleotides. Its product is annotated as cofilin. Gene Ontology annotation, molecular function: actin binding. Bases 26 to 160 code for a protein of 44 amino acids. The record is from RefSeq and is a predicted model, not a curated record. NCBI's taxonomy places the organism in Eukaryota, Fungi, Ascomycota, Sordariomycetes, Glomerellales, Plectosphaerellaceae. The transcript has 2 exons.
CGAUGAUGCUGGCAUCAUGGCUAAGAUGAUCUACGCCUCUUCCAAGGAGGCUCUCAAGCGCUCCCUGACCGGUCUUGCGACCGAGCUCCAGGCCAACGACCCCGACGACAUUGAGUAUGACAGCAUCAUCAAGACCGUCAGCAAGGGUCUUGCCGCAUAAACGUGUCGUUCCCCCGCACCCCCCUCACACACACUUGCCGGCACCGUAUCUUGGAGCUUUUUCUUAACGCGAAGACGGAGAGCAUAUACUCUUUAGCGACUACCGUCCUCAGAGACGAAUGAUGACCCAAUGACGGAGAGGUUGACUGUUGCAAUCGCGAAAAGGGAAGGAUGAAAUGUUAGUCUGCCGGGGGAGCCCCUGAUGGCUGUUGUCGCCGUCUCCGCUCGCGUAUACCCACGUACUCGACCGGGCGGGCCCAGACAGACCCAGGGAUUGGCCCCGGAUCAUGUUUUUUUCUCUUGGACCGCGACAAGGCUUGAUUUCCAGAUCUGAUGGUCCUCCGUCUGGCUGUGCUGUUUCAUUUUUCACGGUACUCCAUAAGGAAAAUAUCACACACUGGGAUGUAAACACGAUAUCUCGCUGUCGUCGCCAC